Molecule: messenger RNA, 1551 nt
Organism: Anastrepha ludens (Mexican fruit fly)
Lineage: Eukaryota; Metazoa; Arthropoda; Insecta; Diptera; Tephritidae
Exons: 5
Coding region: 652-1410 (252 amino acids)
Source: RefSeq, a predicted model, not a curated record
AAAUGGAUGCCGGCAAAGAAAACAGAAAAAAGCGCGUGGCCAUAAACGUUUUGUCCCCUUAUUACUUAUUAUAAAAUGUAAUAUAGAAUAUCCCAUGCGCAUUGCUGCCAUAGUUUUUUGCAGUCUCAGUAAACGUCGCAUACGGAUUUCCUCCAACUGUUUAUUAUUAGCAGCCAAUUGCGCAAUUAGCUCUUCUCCUUGUAUAAUAUUUUCUUCAUAUAGUUAAUAAUUAAAUUAAAGAAACCAAAAACACCGAAAUAUUCCACCAAAAUAAUUUCUAUGAAGAAAAACCUCUCAAAGCAGUAUUGUCAAAGCUGAUUGUUAAUUUUGCAGGUCAUCUGUCAUUUGUGAAUGGGUAGAUUAAUUUGGUGGAUUUAUAGGAGAUUAAUGCAUAUGUGAACGUAUUAUUGGGAUGUUUGAAUUUAAAAAUUAAAUCUAAUUAUAAUGAAAAAAACUAAACACAUAUGGCGCAGAGUAUCGAGUCACAAAACCUUGGAUAGUCGCAAAAUAACACUCAUUAUCGAUAUAAUCGGCGAUAGCUCCACAGCUUUAUUAAUCACCAUCGCUAAUUGUCUCGCACAGGAGAGCUUCUGCUUUGAUUGUAAACAUCCUUUGUUUUUUAUUUAAAAAUUUAAAAAAAUCUGUAUUGAAAUGGGUAGACGUAAAACAAAUUUGUCCCGAUCCUCAAGAAAUGCACGGGCGACCGCCCUUUACAGAGCGAGAAAGGCUAAAAAAGCAAUUUCUAUCGAAGUGGAAUCUUCACAGGACUGCCGAGCACCACAAUCUAAAAUUAGAGCUACAUCUGAGUUUACUUAUUAUAAAGGAAGAAAAUAUGGUAAAACCCGCAAAAAAUGGACAAACGAAGAGAAUCAACUUUUAUUGGACUAUUUGUUGGAGAACAAGGAUAUUGAAAAACCUACCGCCCAUCUGUACUAUGCUAAUUUUUUAAAUAAAACCAAAAUUUACGCCCACCCUAAUAUGAUGUGUGGAAAAGUACGGCAUUUGAAAAAGACAUACCUGAUGGCCGAACAGUGGCUAAGAACAAAAGUCAACAAAGGAGAUAUUGACUGCCCAAUAAUAAAAGAGAAAUUGCAUAAAAUUUGUCCAUACUACAACCGGCUUUCCCAGAUCUUUCCAAUUAACGAUUCAGACACAGCAGUCUCAUAUGCUGAGGACGAUUUUUGGUAUAAUGAAAAUAAGACGGCCAAGAUAUUUGGUGAUUUUGCGGAAAAUAAUUCUACGUUACCAGAUGAUCGAUACUCCUCGAGUGAAGACCUGAUGCAAAUGGUAAAAUCAGAGAUUGUAGUUGAGGAAGCAGCUAAUUUGGUAAAAUCAGAGAUUAUCUUUGAUGAAGAGGCAGCUACUGUGAUAAAGUCAGAGAUUAUCUUUGAUGAAGAGACGCUACUGUGAUAAAGUCAGAGAUUAUCUUUGAUGAAGAAGAAGGUACAUAUUGAAAAAGCACAUUGGCUGUCCUCAUAGAAAUACCAACUUUCUCUAGUAAAAAAAUUUACCAAGAUUGAACGGAUAUGCAUUUGCGAAACAAUAAUUUGC